AAGAAACGCGCGCAGGUGCAGUCUAGCCACAGAACACCGUCAACAUUCGUCGUCAACACGCAGACCAGCGCAGAUUGAGAAUAUGCCGUGUUAAUGUAACUCCGAACAUGCGUAGUUCGCAGUAAUUUUGUAAUGCGACGUAAUGCUACCAGCCGUUUUGUUGAGUCUUUAGGCAGAAAUAAAUAGGACAGUUGAUCAACCGUUUCUGAGCUUCCUAAAGCAAUGCGGCUCUGCAAGCCCGGUUGUAAACUGUGUACCUAAGGAACCAAGCAGUGCAUUGCUGAAGUGCAAUGUCGAUUCGCACUAGUCGCAAGAUGCUACCAGCUACACCUGAGCGUGUUGGGGGCCGAUGCUUGCAGCCCGUGGAACAUGACAAUCAGGGUGGUCAUGCAUACAGUCGAGUCUUUCUUGAGUACUCGCUCAUGUCUGAAUACUUGCUGCUGAUGAAACAGCAAUUGUCUGGAGUGUAUGUGAUGCCAUCAGCCAGCUCAGCUUUUGUGUGGUAUGGAGUGUUAUUUAUCCGACAAGGCCUAUAUCAGGGUGGCGUGUUUCGGUUCACGCUGCGUAUUCCGGAAAACUACCCCGAUGGAAACUGCCCGGAUUUGGUGUUUGAAUCUGCCAUCUUCCAUCCACUGAUUGAUCCUGUUACGGGGGAAUUGGAUAUCAAGCGUAGCUUUCUUAAAUGGAGGAAAAACGUUAAUUUUUUGUGGCAAGUUCUACUCUGUGCACGACGUGCCUUCUACAAGAUUGAGACACAAACUCCUCUGAAUCCUGAGGCGGCCACACUGUACGAGCAGAACUUGGACCAGUUCAAGCUCAAAGUUGCUGAGAGCCUAGCAAGCUGUGAGCAGCGUCUCUAUGAAAGUCCAGCCACAGAUGACAGUCACGCCUUACACUUCUUACCAUGGGAUUCUACUGUGGAGGAACGCGUGUCUCAGCGGCACAUUCUUGAUAAGGUUCUGUUUGGCACUGGUGAAGAAACAGUGGAGGGCUCUCCCAGUAGUGUUGGCUUGACCUGGGUCAAACGUGGCUGCAUGCAAGCAUUCUCCAAGACUGUGUCCUGACAUCAACCGAAUUGACAUGCUCGUUUUGCUGAACUGCUUGUUUACUGUUGAUAUUUCUCCUUUCUUUGAAAGGCAGUUAUUCAUUUUGAGGUCUUUGUUAGGAAAGUUGUGCGUACAUGUGCAGUGAUUCUUCAUGUAGUUGAAGAUUGGGGUAAUCACAAUGCCCUGGUUUAUAAUAUUUGGAGUAAAACAGACAGCCAAAAUAGUGGCAGAGCUAUAUUUUUACGUUUUAGAUUGAAUGAUUUUUAUUUUUUUGUGUGUGCUAUGUGAAUGUGAGAAAAGACUACCUGUGGUUAAAGUUUGUGCGCUUGACAUGUGACCACAAAUGGCACCGUGUUUGCUCUUUGUGCAAAAAAAAAAAAAGAAAAAGAAAGUAGCCAUCAAUGAAAGUAAUUCUAUUGGAAAUCGUUCAUUAUUAUAAGUUGCUUUUUUGAUGAAUUUUGCCUGGUAUUAAAGUUAUGCAUAGAAUUCAUUAGUUUCUUAGAGUAAAUAUUGUGACAUUUUAUGUACUAAAUGAAUCAUAAAUUUGCAUUGGUUGGGCCUAUCACUAUAUUUCCAACAUCUCAUUGAAGACAAAGUGUGAUUGCCACUUCAUGUGUUUGUGCACAUAGCUACAUAAUAAAACUUGUACUCUUCAGGCAUGGUACACACAUGCGAAAACUUAUUCGACUUGAAGUAUUAUUACUAGAAAAAAUUUUAUGUAACACCUAAGCAGUUUGCCAAGACAAAAAAGGCAUUGGUUGUGUAGAUUCUAUUAACUCAUUGCCAUAAAAGGCCUGACUUUAGAACAACAUGAAAAAGUCUCAUACAGAUAUGUUGUGAUAUUUUCAUCCAGUUAAUGCAUAACACCACCAUAAUACCCAAAUGUGUGAUUAUGAAUAAGAAGCUGAUGCCUUUCCUGCCAUAGCUUGCAAAGUUUUUUGUAUUGAGCAAGCGUGCAUGUCAAAUAUACAUGUACAGCCUGUUGCUAAAGUGUGAAGGCCAGUUUUCGUGUUGAUUCAGUGCUUAUAGUUUCCUGCACAUUAAAAAAAAAUAGCGAACCUGUUUUGGCAUUAAGAUGAAACAUCAAGAUGCCCAUGAGUACAAGCAGAGCAGCUUGCAUGGCAAGUGUGUUCGGAUUCCCUUGCUUUGGGAGCAGCGAUAUUAUUGUGCUUAUAGAAGCUUCUUCUGCACAUAUGAACAAAUAAAUUGACUGAAUCUUUUGA
Messenger RNA from Rhipicephalus microplus (southern cattle tick), 2269 nucleotides. Its product is annotated as AKT-interacting protein. NCBI's taxonomy places the organism in Eukaryota, Metazoa, Arthropoda, Arachnida, Ixodida, Ixodidae. The record is from RefSeq and is a predicted model, not a curated record.